UGGGGUGGGGGGGAAGGGGAACCGGGGAGCCGGUCCCUCCGGGAGGGGGCAGCCGGAGCGGCCUUCCUAAGGGAUCUCACCUCCUACCCCCGGGGCCACCCCUCCCUCCCAGGCCCGGAUCCCUCGGCGCCUCCAUUUUUGUUCCGGGCCCCGGGAGGCAGGGGCUCCGGGGUGGGCAGGAGGGGUCCGAGGGAUCCGGUAAUUGUCGCCCGCCCGCCGCCCGCCGCGGGGAGCGGGGCGCCGCGCCCCCUCCUCCCUGCGUCCCUCCUCCCGGCCCGCACCCCGGCAUCCCCUGCCACCUUCCUCGGGGUCUCCCCCCCUCCCGCCCCUUGUUGCUAAGGCCCGGACCGUCAUCCCAGCAACAGCCUCAGUCAUGUGACCGGCAAUGGCGGCGCGGACGGGAGCUCUGGCCAGCUGAAUGUGGAAGUAGAGAGACUUCUGGCACCACUCCCAUGGUCUUUUCAGGCCACACGAUCUCCAAGUAGCAGGGAAAAGGAGCAAGCCUGCAUGCCAAUUUUAAGCUCUUCCGGAUCAAAUGUCGUUCGUCCUGUCCAGAAUGGCAGCCUGCGGAGGCACCUGCAAGAACAAAGUGACCGUCUCCAAGCCUGUGUGGGACUUCCUGAGCAAGGAGACCCCAGCCCGGCUGGCCCGGCUCCGGGAGGAGCACCGAGUGUCCAUCCUCAUCGAUGGAGAGACUUCCGACAUCUACGUGCUCCAGCUUUCCCCACAGGGCCCUCCCCCGGCCCCUCCCAAUGGGCUCUACCUGGCCCGCAAGGCUCUCAAGGGGCUACUGAAAGAGGCCGAGAAAGAGCUGAAGAAAGCCCAGAGGCAGGGGGAGCUCAUGGGCUGCCUGGCUUUGGGGGGUGGUGGGGAGCACCCUGAGCUGCACCGCCCAGGUCCGCCUCCUCCUCUUCGGGCAGCCCCGCUCCUGCCCCCAGGAGCACGCGGGCUCCCCCCUCCCCCUCCCCCCCUGCCCCCUCCACUCCCUCCGCGUCUUCGGGAGGGGGCCGAGGAGCAGGAGAGCAUCUGCCCCAUCUGCCUGGGGGAGAUCCAGAACGCCAAGACGCUGGAGAAGUGCCGCCACUCCUUCUGCGAGGGCUGCAUCACGAGGGCCCUGCAGGUGAAGAAAGCCUGCCCCAUGUGUGGCCGCUUCUACGGGCAGCUGGUGGGCAACCAGCCCCAGAAUGGGCGGAUGCUGGUCUCCAAGGAUGCCACCCUCCUGCUACCCAGCUAUGAGAAGUACGGCACCAUUGUCAUCCAAUACGUCUUCCCGCCCGGUGUCCAGGGGGCUGAACACCCGAACCCCGGAGUUCGGUACCCUGGUACCACACGGGUGGCCUACCUCCCGGACUGCCCCGAGGGCAACAAGGUGCUGACCCUGUUCCGAAAGGCAUUCGACCAGCGCCUCACCUUCACCAUUGGCACGUCCAUGACCACAGGGAGACCCAACGUCAUCACUUGGAACGACAUCCACCACAAGACCAGCUGCACAGGGGGACCCCAGCUGUGCGGCUCCUCCCCAUUUCCUUCCCCCUGGCUCCUCCCCUUCCUCCCAUGUCUGCUUUGGGAGAGUCAUCUGCCCUCUCCUCUGGGAGUCUCCUUACUGGAGAAGACCACCCAUCACUUGCUCAGUCUGUUUUCAUCCUGGUCCUGAUGUGUUCAGCUUAACAAACAAAAACAAAAACAAAAAGCUGCAGACUCUGGCUUACCUUGGUUUUGGAGGUCCCUCCUCAUGGGAAGUGGGGAGGGGUCUGAAUCUGGCCUCUCCCGAGUCACUCAAAAUGAGGGUGGGUAAUAAUGAGCAAACCCCCUCAGCUAACUCUGACCCUCAUCUCUCUCUGCCCCAGGUUUGGGUAUCCGGACCCCACCUACCUGACUAGGGUGCAAGAGGAACUGAGAGCCAAGGGUAUCACAGAUGACUGAAGGCCACCCACCCCCUUUGCCAAGGCCCCUGCUGUCCUCUUCCACUAGGAUCCAACGGAAGCCUCUGUUCUCCUCUCUCUCUGCCCCCACACCACCCACACGAGGGGAUUUGUGCGACUGAGGUGGGAGUUCAGGGGGGAAGGGGACCGUCCCUUCCCCUGCCCCCCAUUGGCCAAGUGCUUCUGUGGCCUGUGAGCCACGCCCUCUGCAGCAGAGGCUGGUUCGGGGCUCCCUCCCUGCACUCCGUGUACAUACUCUAUACCCUGCUCCUCCAGCGUCCUUGGCUUUUCCUCGUAUGCACUGUCGUCCAGUGACUGGGCUGAGAAAGGACCUGGGUAGGGGGCGGAGGUCUCGAGCCCCGGCCCCUGGAUACUGUACUGUCUCACCUUGGACUGAAUUAGCUGCCACCCCCAGCCAGCUGUGUGUUAAGAUAACAGUAGUCCUACCUUAACGGAUCCUUUCUCUCCUGUGUCUGUCUGUCAGUCUGUCUUUCUCUCGCUCUUCUCUACCCCUAUAAGGAGCCUCCUCACCCUGUUCUGGAAUUGCUGCCAGACUGUAGCUUUUAAUUUAAUAAAAAUAAAGUAAAAUAUGCAACUCUA
Messenger RNA from Peromyscus leucopus (white-footed mouse), 2522 nucleotides. It is a transcript of the gene Dtx3, whose product is annotated as deltex E3 ubiquitin ligase 3. NCBI's taxonomy places the organism in Eukaryota, Metazoa, Chordata, Mammalia, Rodentia, Cricetidae. Gene Ontology annotation, biological process: Notch signaling pathway; protein ubiquitination. The record is from RefSeq and is a predicted model, not a curated record. The transcript has 5 exons. Bases 536 to 1654 code for a protein of 372 amino acids.